AUGCUGUUGAUUUUUCUGUCCCUGGUCUGCGAAGUAGUCUCCGCCGUGUCGUUUCCUCCACCAACAGGACCGUAUCACGUAGGAUAUAAACAGCAUGUAUUCAACAAAACCACACCAAAUGACCCCGUGGCUCCAGCGAACGCUUCGUCAAUUCUGCUAGCGACAUUUUACUACCCGACCUUGACUAUCCCGAUACCUGGAAAUAACACGAGUCCUUACCUUGAUCCCACUACCGCAGACCUCUGGGGCGAUGCCCUUCAGUACCCAAAUCAUUCGCUCCAAAGCUUCACAACCUGGAACGUAUACGAUGCUGUGCCUCUCGAUAUGACAGAUCUUGGUGUAGGGCAGAAGCCAACCGUCAUCUUCUCCCCAGGCGGUGGCGAGAACGCAAUCAUGUAUAACGCAUUGAAUUCCGAGCUUGCCUCCCAAGGCUAUACAGUGAUCGCGCUUGAUCAUCCAGGAGAGACUCCUUAUCUUCAGCUUCCCGAUGGUGCACCAGGCAUCUAUGGUAUCGAUAUCACAGAGACUUGGAGCUACGAACUUGGAGUAGCUGUGUACAACAUGCGCGUUUCCGAUACUAUUGCGACAAUCAGAGAACUUUUCCCCGCCUAUGUCAAAUCGACUAACGCCCCGUUCAAUACUACGCACUACUUCGCUAUUGGACAUUCGCUUGGUGGUGCGGCAGCAGCUGGUGCCCUGGCUAUCGAACCUUCACUCUUAGGCGGCAUCAAUUUCGACGGUCUCUUCAUAGACCUUUCUGACGUGAAAAAACCAUUCUUGAUGCUGGCUGGUGCGGAACAUACUCCAGCCGUUGAUCCUUCGUGGGCUCCUUUCUCUGCCAACCAGUCGGGAUGGUACCAGUGGCUUAAUGUCACAGGCAGCAGUCACCAGAACUUUGCCGACCUGGGCGACUGGGUCGAUCUGCAAGGUCUAAGGAACAAGACGAUCACACCCUCAUUGGACACGAUCUGGGCCCCGAGGAUGGAUUACAUCGUCAAGACGCUUGUAGAAAGAUUUUUCGGUUUUGUGUUGGGUGAGAAUGAGUGGUCAGAAGUACCCAGUCCAACAUUUCCGGAGGUUGAGUAUAUGAACGGAAGUACCACCAGCAGGUAG
Alternaria postmessia is the source of this 1113-nucleotide messenger RNA. RefSeq lists its product as uncharacterized. Lineage: Eukaryota; Fungi; Ascomycota; Dothideomycetes; Pleosporales; Pleosporaceae. Gene Ontology annotation, molecular function: 1-alkyl-2-acetylglycerophosphocholine esterase activity. The transcript has a single exon. The record is from RefSeq and is a predicted model, not a curated record. Bases 1 to 1113 code for a protein of 370 amino acids.